Molecule: messenger RNA, 3983 nt
Organism: Linum trigynum
Lineage: Eukaryota; Viridiplantae; Streptophyta; Magnoliopsida; Malpighiales; Linaceae
Source: the annotation of a GenBank genome assembly
GGUCAGAUCGGGUAAUACCCGCAGGGUGGAUUGAAAUUGCCAUCACUACUUGCGAUUAAUAUAUAAAAGAAAAGAAAAGUAGUCCGUGGAAAAGUCAUACCCGGCCAUUUGACAUUUGUAUUUACCCAUUAAAGAAACACGUGCCCUAACAUAGGUUUGACAUUCUCUUAAUCGGUAUUCUUGAAAUGGACCAAGCAACGUACGUAACUCCAAUUGUUACAUAACCAGGAAAAUUCAACCUGCUUACAGAUCGAAACAAAAGGAGAAACUCACCUCCAAAUUGCAGAGUUGCGUGUGGAAUUUUUCUGCAUUCAAAACCCUCGCUCCCUCUUGGUACGUUCAUUUUGUUUAUUCACCAAAACCCAUUCCCCAAGUCUCCCUCUUCAAAAAAUUUACUAUAAAUACUUGAUCGAUUUAUAGCUCCUUCCUUAUAAUCCAUAUCUCACCAUCCCAAAUUUCCUUUCUACAAUAACCAUCUCCUCGUUACAAAGUUACAAGUCUACAAAAUCUCUCUCGCCUAGCUAGCUCUUGAACACACAUAUGUUAGCACGUAGAGCAAUGGGCUCCUUGACUGCUCUCUACGGCGCCGUUCCAUGCACCAUCGCCUCAGUUGGCCGGCCAACAAAGAUCCAGUUCCAUCUCAACGCACCAUGCAGCAACACAAAGACGAUGCAAAACUUAAAAACGUCUCGUAGAAACAUGAGUGUCCAUUGCAAUAAUGGCGGGUUGCCCAUCCCGCCGCUUCCCGGUCUCCCUUCUAACCCUGGUCCUGGUUCAUGGAAACUGUGGCUUGUGGGUGUGGCGGUGGCGCUUGUAGUACCCUUUUGGAGGAAACAACUAUGGUCGAAUGUAAAAGGGUAUGCAGAGAGAUUUGAUGAGAUAGUGAACACGGUGGAGAAAGUAGCGGACAUAGUGGAAGACGUGGCGGAGCAAGUCGAGAAGGUGGCCGACGGUGUAGGGAAUAACUUGCCCGCCGGCAAGCUCAAGGAUGCAUUCCAGCUCAUCGAGGAUUUUGCCGAUCAGACGGAGAAGAGCGCUGAGCUCGCCGGAGAUGUCAUUGAUAAGGUACAAGAACUUGAGGAGCAACUGGACGCUUACAUUGAAGCCACUGAUGAUGACGACGAACACGCUAAGGUGGCGAAGGAGUUGAAAAGGAAGAUCAAUGAAGAAGUGAAACCGAGAAUCAACGAUCAAUUGGCGGCCGGCGGCGGCAACAAGGCUGAAGAUCAGGUGGCGGUGGCUGCCGUGGUGGAAGAAACCAAGUCAAGGUCUUAGUAUGGAAAGUUAUGAAGCUAUAGCUACCAGUGGACAAUCGAAACUAAUUGUUUAUAGAAUGAUAUGUUAUAUUCAUUAGAAAUUAUUAUUAUUUCAUUUAUUGAUUAGGUAAUUUUAUUUGUAUAUAUAUGGCUAAGUAUGCACAUUGGUUGGAGACUUUGGAGGUCUGUAUAUCCAAAUUAUUAAAAUAUAUAAACCUAGAGCCAUUUUACUAUUGCCUAAGAGUAAUGCUAAUUUGCACUACUGUCACCUAAACUAUUUUUAGGUUUUGAUUACGGUAGAGCACAUAUUUGAUAGAAGAAAUUCGUGAACCAAUUACAAAGUUAUUUUGGUUUUAUGAUUGAUCAAUUAUACAUUGAACUUCAAAUCCCGCUAUGAUCUAAUCAGUUCCCUGGUUGAAUACUCUGUCAAACAAAAAAAAUAUUAUGGAAAACAAAAAAAAAAUUAUAAAAUAAAUAAUGCCAUAAUGAUUUUUGUUACUUCCUCAGUUGUCCUUUUAUCUCUCAUUCUUUAUUUACAUCUCUGCCUUCUUUGUCUACCCUAAUUACUAAAUUAUAUUUAUAUAUGCCUUCUCAUUUACAAUUAUAAAUGGUUAUUUAAAUAAUUCAGCAAUGGGUUUAUCACGAGUAACAAUUGAAUCAUAAAUUACUCAUUUUUUAGUUCAUCGUCCAGUCCAAUUUGAAAAACAAACUUUUAUUUACUCAAUAGUACGCGUUUUAAGCUGAGUUUCACUUUUUAUUCCAUUUAAUAACAAGAAGGCAAGUUGACCAGUCCGCCACGAAGUGCGGUCCUAACCUAGUUAUGAAUAUAAAUACUGAUUUCGGGGACAGGUUUUGUGUAACACAAUGACAAGGGCGCCGAAACAGGUGGCAAAUGAGAUGGAUUUUGAAAAUAAAUAGCAAGGUAAAUGCCGCAAUCUGUGAGGUAAUCAUUCAUUGUAUAUAUAGAGGGUGUGGAAAUUCAAUUUAGAGUUGUUUCGCGACAACUCUUUAUUUCUUACAGUUCCUCGUUGAAUGAAAUGUCAAUAUAAUGUUAUGUCAAUUAUGGAGUAUAUACACGAAUUGAGGAGAAUGAGUUAAAAGAAGCAUUUAUGUGGAGGAAUAUUUGACAGAAAUUGCUCUCACGUACUAGGCAUACAAGAAAAAUAUAGAGAGAAAUUCGGGUUGUAGAGAGGUAGAAGUAUUCUAAAGAAAAAUCAAGUUUCCAAAAGCUAGACCUUACAUGUUUUCAGAAUCUUGUGCUUGGUUGAUUUUUUUUCCCCGAUUGAUGUGAAAGUGUCAGACUGUUCUCACGAGAUUUAUAGCUCAAUGAUGUGGUCAAGUUAUCUUGUUUAGUUGAUGUCUUGUAAGUUGCUCAUGAUCUACUACCUAACAUCGAAUUCAAAGCUUCAUAUAUGGAGUUUAAUGAGUAGUACGGCAAUGGUAAGUCCUUGCUUGUCGAUAAAAAAGUCUAAAGUUUGAAGCAAUUUGACGACCCUUGAAUGUGCUAUAUUUGUUUACCGCGUUAUAGGUAUAAUAUUCACAUCCCAUUGGUGCAUUUCUACAUGUUCUAUUAUUGAAAUGAGAACUAUUCGUCCAAAAUUUAAUUUAUAGUCCUUAGGUAGUUAGGUGUUUCGAUAUUUUAGAUUCCCUUGACUGUAGUUUUUCAUGAAAUUCAUAUAUAUACAAGUACAAUUAGGAAGAAUUAUGAAGUGAAGAUGGACCUUAAUAAAGCAAGCUCAGAAAACAAACGAGGGAGGUGACACUAAUGGAGUAAUGGUCGCCCAAAUCGUCGCUACCUCAAUCACCCAAAUUUCAAAAGAAGUCAUAUGAAUGAAGAAACGAUCUGUUGGGCCAAGUUCAUCGCAAAAAACCCUAAGGCGGUCCAAAUCGUUGUCAAGCCUCUGCCUUAGGGCCUUGGAAAUAUGAAGAGCAAGUCAAGGAAGCGACCUAAACCGAUUUGGAAAAGGGAUCUAGACUUUUGGAAGCACUGAUAAUUAGUGCUGGCUACUUGAUCCGGUCUUUUAGUUUUACCUAAAAUCGGACUGUAUAAUCCGGAUCGAGACCAGACCGAGACCGGAUAGCAAACAAUCCAAUUCAAUAUUUGGGUCUAGAUUUGAGAUAAAAAACCGUUUGGUACCGGGACCGAAAACCAAAUAAGAGAGCUCAUCAUCCAAAAUUUAACUUACUCACCCUUUCAGGCCUUAGGCCACUCAAAUACCCACAAGCUCAAUCUAAAAUCAAGACCGAACUGGGACCGGACCGGAUAAAGUCCGGACUGUAUCCUAUCCAAUCUUUGGUUCUGAUAUUCUCGAAAAGACCGGGCUGGGACUAGACCAAUUCAGGCCAAUUUAACCGAACUGGACCAUAUAGCCACCCUUACUGAUAAUACAUAAAUUUAUACUACUUUAUAUCCUUAUUUAAUGGCAUGUUUUGCAUGGUGUUCAUAUCUUUAUUGUCAUAAUAGUUUGAAAUUGCUUGAUAAUUGCUCCAAUGUGUGUAUCUUAGCUCCUAAGACUACUUUUAUUAUUUUGAUGCCAUUUGGAUAGUACUCUAUGAGCUUUCAGGGCAAAGUAUGAUAGCAGACCACCUUGUACAAGUAGGAGAAAUCAAUGCCUAGUUACUGAAAUUAAGAAAUGAAGUUUGGAGCUCAAAUCCAAAAUGGCAAAAUUUGGUCCACCAAAAGCUCAAAAUGGCGCAUCGGACACAUAAUGAACAUAAAUUUUCGGU